AUGUCCACUCCGAUUUCCUCGUGCUCAGAUGUAAUAGUGAAGCCGAUCAAGGAUAUGAAUAAACAUCAACGUUAUACUGUUAAAUAUCUGGAAACACCCGUUAAAUCGGAGAAUGACAAAAAAACAUAUAGAGCCAUCAGGUUAACAAACGGUUUAGAAAUUUUGUUAAUAUCCAAUACACAAGCAGAAUCAUGCACUUCUUGUAAUCAAGAUAAGAACGACGAAAAAAAGGCAGCGUGUAGCUUAUCUGUAGGAGUAGGAUCUUUCAGCGAUCCACCAGAAAUUCCAGGCAUAGCAAUUUUCUUCGACUAUCUACUUUUUAGAGGAAUUCAUGAACAUACACAGAAAUGUGGUUUUCAAACAUUUAUCAGAAUCAAUAGUGGCUGUAAUAAUACCGUAAUGGAUCACGAACAUACAACAUUUUACUUUGAUAUCCGAGAGAAAAUCUUGUUUCAAGCUCUCCGCCAUUUGGCUCAAUUUUGUUUUAAACCGUUUUUGUAUAUAGAUGCUUUUAUGGACAAACCAACGAUCGUAAAAGAAGUCUUAACAUGCCAUGCUCAUACAGAGUUUCAGAGGGCUUUAAAUUUUAUUAAAUAUCGAGAGGAUUCACUGCUUUCUUCCUUUGCGGAAACUGGUCAUCCAGCUAACAAGUUUACUAUGGACCAUUUAAUGAAAUUGCAGGACAACAAAAAUAUAAACAUAAAGGAAUUGUACGAAGUGUUGCAGAAAUUUACAAAGCGCCAUUACAGCGCUCACAGAAUGAAGCUGGUUAUACAGUCAGGAAUAUCGCUGGACAUGUUAGAAAAUUUUAUCUUAACUUCGACGUACUUCAAAAAUGUACCAACAAAUUGGCUGCCUCCCGAUGAUUUCUCAGAAUUUAAAAAUGGUCUUUCUUUUAUUACUCCUGCUUUUCGAAAAAUGUAUAAAGUUAAUGUUCCUGUGAAAGACAGAGAAUUAGUCAUAACAUGGAUAAUACCUUCGCUACUUCAUUUAUAUAAAAGUAAACCAUAUGAAUAUAUUUUUCAAAUGAUUCAACAUAAAGGGAAAAGCCCUUUAAUUAGCUACCUACGCAAAAAUAUGUGGAUAAAUUCCAUUGAUGCACUUCAAUAUAAAAUUAAACAUUACUCCACGUACAGUUUAAUAAAGCUCAUUGUAAAUCUCUCUUAUGAAGGGCAACAACAUCGGGAAAAGGUUCUAGAUGCGAUAUUUUCCUUUAUCAAUUUAAUAAAAAAAGAGGGUCCACAGAAAACAUUUUACGAUGAAUUUUUUAAGAGCGAACGAAUGUCUUUAAGAUUUAUCGAUGAAGAGAAUCCAAUGAAUUAUGUGAAAAACUUGAGUAUAAAAAUGCAUUUAUAUCCAUCGUGCCAUUAUUUAACCGGGAACAAACUGUAUUUCGAAUAUAAUCCAGAAGAUAUACAAAAAUGUUUAAAUUAUUUGGAACCAGAGACCGCGAAUAUUAUGUUUUUCGACGAGGAUUUCGAGGAUCUUGAAUUAAAUAAGGUCGAACAAUGGUCGAAAACGAGAUACACAGACAUCGAGAUACCAAAGGAAUGGAUCAAACGCUGGAAAUCCAUCAAGCCAUUACAAGAGUUUUAUUUACCACAUUCAAAUCUAUUCUUUCCUAAGGACUUUAUUUCAAUAAAAGUUCCAAAAUAUCCUAUAAAGUUGUACAGUAAUAAAAUAUCGGAGGUUUGGUAUGACCCGGAUAAGAAGUUAUCGAAAUGUUACAUGAACUUACAUUUGGUUUCUCCGUUGGUACUUCAAUCACCGAAGUAUGCAGUUCUUAUGGAUAUAUACUGCGAAAUAUUGAAAUCUCUGUUAACGAACGAAUUAUAUUCAGCUACAACAGUUGGGAUUAUUUAUAAGUUUAUUAAUACCACUGAGAAAGGUUUUACAAUAAAAAUAUGUGGGUUUAGCGAAAAAAUACCACUCUUGCUGGACAUUAUUGCGCAAUACAUCAGCCUUCCAACAGUUACGAAGGAAUUGUUUGAAACUUUCAAAAAGAGCCAAAUUGAAACCUAUUACAAUAUGUGUAAUAACUCUUGGGAUCUUAUCGAGGACAUGAGAUUAUGGACACUGAAGCUCGUCCAUUAUACACGCCUUGAGAAGUACGUUGCACUAUGUACUACCUAUUUCAAAGACUUUCAAUUCUUUGCAAGUUACUUUACUGAGCAUCUGUACGUUCAGUGCCUCGCGCAAGGCAGCAUAACGGAGGAUAUUGUGUCCAGCAGUAUACGGAAAUUUCUUAAAAUAAUUGAGUGUGAGCCCUUGCACCCUAGUACGAGACCCGAUAUAAGAAUUAAUCAGAUAAAUCUAGGCACAACCUAUUGGAUAUCAAAAAGUUUCGAAAAAUUACAUUUUAAAGAACUUCCACCACCUUCCGUAUUGAGAUGGUAUUAUCAAAUUGGUGUCACGUCGAUUAAAUUGUUGUUGAUAAUCGAGCUGAUAGCGUCAAUAAUGGGAUUAUCGUUAUUCGAAAAGCUAUGGGAAGAAUUUGAAGAAACAUUAGAUAGUGCUGGGUGCUCCUUUAAAAAUGACAACGGAAUUUUAGGACUUUACAUUGUUGCUGAUAUUUAUAAUACAAGUGGAUGCCUUACAACCAUGCAGGUGGAACAAUACAUUGACGAAUUUCUUAAAUCGUUUACUAACACUUUGGAAGAGAUCUCAGAAGAAGAAUUUGAUCGUAUCAAGGAGAACAGAAAAUCAUCGAACCCUUUGAUAUUAUUUGCCGAUAACGAUCUUGAAAGAAAAUUUGAAAGAAAUUGGAAUGAGAUCAUGGAGCGUAAAUAUAUGUUUGACAGACACGAGAAAGAAGAGCUUGCAUUAAAGGAGAUAAAAAUCAAUGAUUUGAAAGAAUGUUUUGUGAAGUAUAUAUUAGAUAAAAGUAAUAUGAGAAAAUUGAGCAUGCAUGUGAUAGAAAAUAGUCCAAAGGACUAUUAUGUCGACGAACAAAAUUAUGAUAGUGCAAAGGAUCACGAGAGAAAACUACGUAUUGCGAAAGAGAUAACCCGUAACCAACCAUAUUUACAGAUAAAAGAUUACAAAGAAAAGUUCUACGUUUUUCCUAUAAAUUCAGAAUGCGAUUAG
This is a messenger RNA of Trachymyrmex cornetzi, 3087 nucleotides long. RefSeq names its product nardilysin. NCBI's taxonomy places the organism in Eukaryota, Metazoa, Arthropoda, Insecta, Hymenoptera, Formicidae. Gene Ontology annotation, molecular function: metal ion binding. The coding region runs from base 1 to 3087 and encodes 1028 amino acids. The transcript is spliced from 13 exons. The record is from RefSeq and is a predicted model, not a curated record.